Aspergillus affinis is the source of this 945-nucleotide messenger RNA. RefSeq names its product mandelate racemase/muconate lactonizing enzyme family protein. Lineage: Eukaryota; Fungi; Ascomycota; Eurotiomycetes; Eurotiales; Aspergillaceae. The transcript is spliced from 2 exons. The record is from RefSeq and is a predicted model, not a curated record. The coding region runs from base 1 to 945 and encodes 314 amino acids.
AUGUCUAAGCCACCAGAGCUCAAGAUCAAACGAAUCGAUGUUUUCCAACUCGACAUGCCGUAUUCAGGAGGAAUAUACUAUCUCUCUGUUGGGCGAGAAUAUCCCAGUUUUGGCGGUACCUUUGUUCGGAUCACCGCUGAAGAUGGAAUCGAGGGCUGGGGUGAAAGUACUCCUUUCGGCUCUAACUUCAUCGCUUCCCAUGCGCUCAGUGUUCGAGUGGGAAUUGCAGAAAUUGCCCCAAAGUUGAUCGGGCAGGACCCGCGGGGAGUCAAUCGUAUCAAUGAUAUAAUGGACGACACACUCCUUGGUCAUGAGCAUGCAAAGGCAGCACUAGAUAUUGCAUGCUGGGACAUCUUCGGCAAAUGGACAAAUCUUCCUGUUUGUGAACUCCUCGGGGGUCGCACAGAUACGAAGCUACCAAUUAUCACCUCUCUUCCAGUUCGCGAGCCGGGAGGAAUGCUAGCUCUUGUUGAUGAGUAUCGAGCAAAGGGCUCCAGGGGUUUUUCUGUCAAGAUCAGUGGAGACCCCGUCAUUGAUGCAGCCAGCAUUACGGAAGCUCUCAAGGACAAGAAGCCAGACGAGUGGUUUGUUGUCGACGCCAAUGGCGGACUGACUGUUGAAGGAAUCAACUUGAAGGUUCAAAUGUUUGGUGGCUUAACCAAGGCCCGUCGUGUCCGAGAUCUCUGUUUGGCUGCUGGGUAUAUCAUCAGCGUGCAAGAAACAUGCGGUUCGGAUAUUGGAUUCGCACCCCUGGUUCAUUUGAGUCAAACUAUCCCAGAGCAUUCUUUACGCUGUGUCCUUGCGAGUCGCCACAUGCUUACUGUUAAAACGGCGGAUGCUGCGUUCGAUAUUAUCGACGGUUAUGUGGUUGCGCCUACCGUGCCUGGAUUGGGAAUCACGCCGCGGUUGGACGUGCUUGGCGACCCAGUUGCGAGCUACUUUUAG